Molecule: messenger RNA, 2780 nt
Organism: Xenopus laevis (African clawed frog)
Lineage: Eukaryota; Metazoa; Chordata; Amphibia; Anura; Pipidae
Product: oocyte zinc finger protein XlCOF6-like
Exons: 3
Coding region: 313-2121 (602 amino acids)
Source: RefSeq, a predicted model, not a curated record
GUAAGUAUAAAAAAUCCUGUUAUCUGUCACUAUGCCUAAGGCUACCCAUACUUAUGCUGUUUGGGAUGUGACUUUAGUUACACUGGGCUCUUGUACAAGGGAAAUGGAAUAGCAGCCCUGUAGUGUGGAACACGUAUGUCCAGAAUUAUUACAAGGUUUUAGUUGCCUUUCGGCUAGGCCUUAUAAGACCAGACCUUUGUUAUUAUAUUAAAAAUUAGUUAGAAUUUUUUUUCUUGUAAACGAUACUUUUCCCAUCCAACACGAUAUUGGUUUAUAUGUUUAAUCCACUUGCUCCAGUUGCACCCUCCCAAGAUGUCGGAAUGUGACUCAAGUCUUCCAGAAGAACGUAUCUCUGAGAAUGAGCCGGCAGAGGAGAUUCCUGUCAUGUAUUAUGAAGAUGAAGAUUUAUUGGAAGACGAAGGCCGGUCUUCAGUACACAAGGCAAAGCUAUCAAUGAUGCAUAAGGAUUGCACUGAAGAUUUUAUCUCAAUAAAUGAGAAAGGAGAGACUUGCAGUCCCCACCGCUCCCUCCGAUUGACAACAGAACAUGAAAAUGACGCACAUGAAGAGACUGUAGCAGGAAAGUAUAUUUACACCCUAGAAGAACCUGCAGAGGGACCAUUCGGUAGAAUGGAUGCUGAGAGCUUCAGCAUUUACAACUCCAUAGAUCCCCAGACAGGGCAGGUCAUGGAGGUGACCACCUAUUUAUGCAUCGAGUGCGGAAAAAGUUUUACCGACAGGACCGUUUUUUUCAGGCAUCAGAAAUCUCACACGGUGGAGAAGCCGCACACAUGUAAUGUAUGUGGAAAGACAUUUUCCUACAACUCGCACCUUGUUAUACACCAGAGGAUCCAUGCUGGGGAAAGACCGUUUUCAUGUUCCUACUGUGGCAAGGGUUUCACUGACCGGCCCUCUCUUGUAAAACAUGAACGUAUCCACACAGGAGAAAAGCCGUUUGCAUGCACUGUAUGUGGCAAAUGCUUCACUGAUAGGUCUAAUCUGGUAAAGCAUCACAGGAUUCACACCCGGGAAAAGUCAUUCACAUGUAUAGAAUGUGGGAAAAGUUUCACCGACCGGUCAAACCUCGUCAAACACCAGCGCAUACACACUGGAGAAAAGUCUUUUGAAUGCACAGAAUGUGGGAAAAGGUUCACAGAGAACUCAACACUUGUGGUCCACAGGAGAAGCCACACUGGGGAGAAACCGUAUGCAUGCAAGGAAUGCGGGAAAACAUAUUCAUGUAAUUCUCAUCUUAUUGUGCACCAGAGAACUCACACAGGGGAACGGCCCUUUGUCUGCCGGGAAUGUGGGAAGAGUUUUACAGACAGUUCAACACUUGUGAUACAUCAGCGAGUACACACAGGAGAGAAACCGUUUGUAUGCAUGACAUGUGGAAACAGAUACACCAAGAAGUCAGCUAUGGUUAAACACCAGAGAACCCAUACUGGUGAAAAGCCAUUUGGUUGUUCUCAGUGUGGGAAAAGUUUCAUUGAUAGUUCAUCGCUUGUUAAACAUCAAAGGACACAUACAGGAGAGAAACCAUUUUCCUGUAUUCUCUGUGGUAGAAACUUUGCUGCCCGGUCUACUCUUGUUAAGCAUCAGCGGACACACACUGGGGAAAAACCAUACACAUGUACAGACUGCGGAAAAUCCUUCUCUUGCAACUCACACCUUAUCGUUCACCAGCGAUUCCAUACUGGCGAGAAACCGUUUCCAUGCACGGAAUGCGGUAAAAGCUUUACAGAUAGUUCAACCUUGGUCAAACACCAGAGAAUACAUACAGGGGAGAGACCUUUUGUAUGCAACUACUGUGGGAAAAGCUUUAUAGAUAACUCAACACUCAUCAAACACCAAAGAAUUCAUACAGGCGAGAGGCCGUAUUCGUGUAAGGUUUGUGGAAAGUGCUUCACCGAUAGUUCAACGCUGGUGAAGCACCAGAGGAUCCAUACGGGAGAGAAACCAUAUACGUGUAACGACUGUGGCCGGAGUUUCACUGAUUGCUCCACACUUAUCAAACAUCAGAAAAUUCAUAGGAGAGGAGACUCAUUAGCCAAUAACGUAGCUGAGAAGACUGGCUCUGGAAAUUUAGAUCAGGUUAUUGAUACAGAGUUGAAGUCAUAAAACUGGCAAAUGACAAGAAAAGCAGUGUUAAUAUGUAAGAUGGAGUAUUAAAGUAAGAGCCGAGUGCAAGUGUUGGAAAGCGGAGCUCCUUACUGAGUAGACUUGGUCACGUUUAACAAGUAUUCGAACACCCACCUACCUAGGCCGAGGGACGGGGAACGUUUAUGGAGAUAUCUUCAUUCUUAUCUUAUAUGCAUAUGGUUGGCUCCACAUAGUGCCCUGGCAUAACCAUUCAAGUACAUUUUAUAUUUUCCCUUUGCUCAAAUAUUUUCGAGACUUUCCUGUACUGGAAUGAGUCCAGCUUCAACGGGAUGGAAAAUGCACUUUGGUGGCAGAGUCUCCAAAGCCAAAAUGUUACACGUGACAGUGUAUUUAUGGACAAUCUCUCCAUUUCAUUAUGUACGAAUGUGUUCUUCUGGACAUUUUGUCAGUGCAUUUGGUUGUUUGUCAGUAUCAAGCAGAUCAUAUCAGAGGGUAAGGACUACGUACAGGGAGCAUGGUGAGACGUCAAAGUCAAAACUGAGAUAAGAUGAAACUAAGGGGCAAAUUCACUAAGCAACGAAGCACCUAACGUAAAUUCGCUAGUGUUACUUCGCACCCUUACGCCUGGCGAAUUUUCGCUACGGACGUAACUACGCAAAUUCACUAACGCGCGCAGU